AUGGAGCAGCUCUCUGACAUGCUAUUAAUCACCUUCUUUGAAACAACUGUAGAAAAGAUAUUGGGCUAUGAUGGAAGGCUGCGCCGUGCACCUCCUUUUCUUGGGGAAAGAGCUGCUGGACUCGUGCAGCGAUGGCAGUCGGGGCGGGCCGUCGAGACUGCUCUUCCACAGAGGCAGCAGCAGCUGGUGGCAGCAGCCCAUGACCUUCCUCCACCUCCAAUGCAAUGUAUAAAAGAAUAUACUGAUGAAAAUACCUGCAAAGGCCUGGCUCCAAAGCCACCUCCACCUGUGAAAGACAGUUAUAUGAUGUUUGGUAAUCAGUUUCAAUGUGAUGAUCUGAUUAUUCGACCCUUGGAGAGAUGGGGUAUUGAACGGUUACAUCCUAUGCAGUUUGAUCACAAGAAGGAAUCAAGAAAACUUAAUACGUCUAUCCUGGUCAACUUUUUGGACCUCUUGGAUACCCUCAUAAGGAGUCCAGAGAGUAUAAAGCCAGAGGAGGAACUGGAGGACUUAAAACUGCUUUUUGUUCACGUCCAUCAUCUUAUAAAUGAGUAUUGCCCUCACCAGGCUUGGGAGACGCUGAGAGUCACGAUGGAGGUGCAGAAAUGUCAGCGUUUGGAAACAGCAGAGCGAUUUCAGAAGCACUUAGAGCGAGUUGUAGAGAUGAUUCAGAACUACCAGGCUUCCUUGCCUGAUGAUCAUCUGCCUCAUUCAGAGGGAGGGCUGAGAGUGAAAGUGGAGCCAAUGGGUCCUGAAAACGUCACCAAUUGUAUUGGACAGAGCGAAAAGCAGAGAGGGCAUUCUGGUGGCACGAGAGAUCAGGUUUUAGACAAAGGUGCAGUUAAGUGUAGCAUUAUUGAUGAAAUGACAUGA
Molecule: messenger RNA, 873 nt
Organism: Chroicocephalus ridibundus (black-headed gull)
Lineage: Eukaryota; Metazoa; Chordata; Aves; Charadriiformes; Laridae
Product: mediator of RNA polymerase II transcription subunit 7-like
Exons: 3
Coding region: 1-873 (290 amino acids)
Biological process (GO): regulation of transcription by RNA polymerase II
Cellular component (GO): mediator complex
Molecular function (GO): transcription coregulator activity
Source: RefSeq, a predicted model, not a curated record